Molecule: messenger RNA, 4159 nt
Organism: Dermochelys coriacea (leatherback sea turtle)
Lineage: Eukaryota; Metazoa; Chordata; Testudines; Dermochelyidae
Product: zinc finger protein 420-like
Exons: 3
Coding region: 96-1898 (600 amino acids)
Source: RefSeq, a predicted model, not a curated record
GGACAUUAACAAACCCCAAGACAGACUCCGAGGAUGAAGGCUGGGCUUUCUACAGCUGCAUCUUCACCUCCUCUGCAGGGAAAGCAAGCUUCCCGAUGGCACACUCAGCCGAGUUCUCAUGGAUGGAGCGAGGGGAGGAACUAUGUGAUGCCGACUCAGAUGAGCGGGAGGAGCUGAGAGUUGUCCUGACAGAUGACGGUGCCCUGAGUGAGGACGAGGAAGCGGACGAUGUGCAGGAGCAGAAUGACGAUGAUGGGGAGCCAGAAGGGCCAUUCUCAGCCCGCUCCGAAGGGGACGAUUCCUGCGGGAGCUCUGAGAGGCCACAGGGGAGAUGGCGUGAUGCAGGUACGGGUGAGCAGGCCUGCGAUGCGGAGGAUAAGCCGUUCCGGUGCACUGAGUGUGGCAAGGGGUUUGCCCAGAGCUCCAACCUGAUCAAACACCAGCGGGUCCACACCGGGGAGCGGCCCUACCGCUGCCACCAGUGUGGCAAGGCCUUCACCUGGAGCUCAUCGCUGCUGGAGCACCAGAAAUCUCAUGCUGGCGAAAAGCCGCACAGCUGUCCGGAGUGCGGGAAGAAGUUCAGUCGUGGCUCCACCCUGCUGGAGCACCAGCGCAUCCACACCGGCGAGAAGCCUUUCCGUUGCCACCAGUGUGGCGCCCGCUUCAGCCAGAGCUCCACACUGGUGCACCACCAGCGCACCCACACCGGGGAACGUCCCUACCGCUGCGACGAGUGCGGGCGCAGCUUCGGCCGCAAGUCCACACUGGUGACCCACCGCCGAACCCACACCGGCGAGAAGCCGUACCACUGCCUGGAGUGUGGACGCAGCUUCGUGGUCAGCUCGGACCUGGCCAAGCAUCAGCGCACCCACACCGGCGGCCAAGGCCCCUACCGCUGUGGGGAGUGUGGGGAGGGCUUUGGCUGGAGCGCCGCCUUGGCUGCCCAUCGAGCCAGCCGGCAUGGUGCCGAGAAGCCCUACCGAUGCUCCGAGUGCGGGGAGGCUUUCCACCAAAGCGCCACACUGCUGGUGCACCAGCGCACCCACGCUGGCGACGAGGCCUUCACCUGCUCCGACUGUGGGGAGUGCUUCCUGGAGAGCGCCAAGCUGGCCCGGCACCGUCGCACCCGGCACAGCGCCGAUGGGGAGGAGAAACCUUUCAAGUGCUCUGAGUGCGGCAAGGGCUAUGCCCAGAGUGCCGGCCUGCGACACCACCAGCGAGAGCAACCCUUCCGCUGCCCACAGUGCGGCCUGAGCUUCCUGUGGAGCUGCCGGCUGGCUGAGCACCGCCGCAGCUGCCGCAUGGCUGAAAAGCCCUACAAGUGCCCCGAGUGCGGCAAGAGUUUCGGCCAGAGCUCCAAGCUUCUGCGGCACCAGGUGACUCACACCGGCGAAAAACCCUACAAGUGUCCUGAGUGCGGCAAGAUCUUCAGCCAGAGCUCCAAUCUGGCGGAGCACCGGCGCACGCACGCCGGCCAGAAGCUCCACCGCUGCGGCAUCUGUGGCAAGAGCUUUGCCCUGGGCUCCUAUCUGGCCAAGCACCAGAUCACCCACACUGGGGAGCGGCCCUACCGCUGCACUGAGUGCGGCAAAGGCUUCCGGCAGAGCUCCAACUUGAUCCAGCACCAGCGCACCCACACCGGCGAGCGUCCCUACACCUGCCCCCAGUGUGGUAAAAGUUUCUGCCAGAAUUCGCACCUCAUCAAGCACCGGCGCACCCACACUGGUGAGCGCCCCUACCGCUGCCCCCAGUGCGGCAAGAGCUUCCGCCAGAGCGCCAACCUGCUGGAGCACCAGAACACCCAUACCGGCGAGCGCCCCUACCAGUGCGGCCAGUGCGGCAAGAGCUUUUGCUGGAGCUCAGCCUUCAGCAAACACCAGAGGACGCAUCUCAGCUAGGGGAGCUGUGCUGGGACCUACCUGAGCCUGGGGCCCUGUAUUGGGACUCUGGGGUCCCCCUAUAUGGGGAUCACCAAGCCCCAUCUCCAAUUAUGGACUCCAUAUGGGGAUCCCCAGGAGCCAGGGCAACACUGGGACCCCUCCCUGCUUCCCCCCUCUCCCCUCCGAGCAAGGGGACCCUAUAGAGAGACAACCAGGACGUCCCAUGGACAUGCUGGAGAUCCCAGCCUAUCUUGCAUCAGGAUGGCCCGGGUUGUUCCUUUCCAUCACGGAAGCAGGAUGCAGCCAUGGCACAUGGAGGCAAACCAAGAUCAGGCCCCGUCAUGCCGGGCGCUGCACAGACACGCAGCGACUGAGAUCAGGCCCCGUCAUGCCGGGCGCUGCACAGACGCGCAGCAACUGAGAUCAGGCCCCGUCAUGCCGGGCGCUGCACAGACGCGCAGCAACUGAGAUCAGGCCCCGUCAUGCCGGGCGCUGCACAGACGCGCAGCAACUGAGAUCAGGCCCCGUCAUGCCGGGCGCUGCACAGACGCGCAGCAACUGAGAUCAGGCCCCGUCAUGCCGGGCGCUGCACAGACGCGCAGCAACUGAGAUCAGGGCCUUGUCACACCUGGUGCUGCACAGACACAGUCAACCACAGUCUCUGGUUUACAUCACUUACAUGUACUGCUGUCCAUUGCCUCCCUGUCCAAUGCAGGACUGGUCAAACAGUAUAUUGGCCCAGCCUUGUUCUGCAUAUCCCUAGUGGCUGAGAUUUCACUUUCUCUGUUGGGUGACCAUUGAACAACUCUCGUCUUUAGCAAAUCUUUGACACUGAAACUAAACUUCUCAUUUUGCUGUCUCCUUUGGAGUUUUGUUAUUAAGAAGGAUGGGGAAAUGAGAGAUUGUGCUUUGGGGUCUAAUACAACUAAGACUGCUAAGUAAUUUUGUUAACCACAGGGUGAAAGGUGAGGUGCUAUUGUGAAUCAGAAAAGAGCUAAGAACAGGAAAGUAAUUGUGGGAAGAAAUGGACAGUUUCCACAAGCUUCAAACCCACGAUUGGCUCAGGAAGACAGCAAAGCCCUAAUCACCAGGCUGCCAAAGACUGAGAGCCUCUUCCUGUAUUCAAAGAGCUAUAGAGGGAAACUAGAGACCUUUAAGCUUGGAGGAUUUUUUUUUGGAAACCUGAUCUUUGUGCCUAGCCUCCUUUUCGAGCUGGUCCCUCACCUUUUUUUGCUACCUGCAUGUCCAUCUUUGUCCUUUUGCAAAACUGGGUUCCAGCCCUCCACCAAUUCCUCAGGACUCUUCCACACUGUAUGUUGUUGGAUUGUGGAACUCCGUACCACAGGUUGCUGCUGUAGCUGAGAACUUAGCCAGAUUCAAAGAGGGACUGGAUGUUUAUGUGGAUAACAAGACCUGUAUGAUAGUAAAUGAUAAAGAAGCGGGUUUGGAAAGAAUAUUAAACCUCAAGUUCCAGGGUUUAAGGUGAUCUCUAGCUAUUAUUAUUUAGGAUGAGACAUUCAUGUGGGUAGAUGAUCCCAAACAUGGGUUCCUCUCUCUUUCUUCUGCAGCAUCUGGUGCCAGUCCAGUGUCGGAGAUAAGACACUGGGCUAGAUGAAUCCCUGGUUCGAUACAGUCUGGCAGUCCCAGGUUUGAAAGUGCUCCCGUCACUAAUAUGCCAUUAUAAUGAGAGCACCUAGGCUAGACAAAAUAUUGUAGAGCAGACACAGGCAGGGAAUGAUAUUCAUUCCUUCUGCUCUGAGACAGAUACCCAGACAACCUCACUGUAAGCAUGAACCGCUUUCUGGGAAAAGCUUUUAUUUUCUAACACGAUAAUCUAGGCAGCAUCUUUGAGAUUAGGCCAGGAGCCGGGCAGCCCAGACUCCUGGGUUCUCUCAGCAGCUCUUCCACUGACUUCCCCUCUCCCUGUCCAUCUGGGCUAGUGAGGAUUCAUCUAUGACUUAAAGAGCUUUUGAGUUCCUCGACUAGAAAUCCCUACAUCAAUGCAGAGUGUAGCGGCGAAAGACUCUUUUAUGUAGGUCUUUUGCAAGUGAUUUUUACCAAAGCUGUUAGGGGCGAUCUCGGGAAUGACAGACCAGUGAGCCCUACCUCUCCGUAUCUGUUAAAUCCAGUUGAAACAAUAAAAAUAGAGUUACCAAACAUCUAGAAGAUAGUGAUAUAUGCUAGUGUCUAACCAGCACGGCCUCCCCAAAGGGAAACCAUGCCUCACUAACCUAUUAGAAUUCUUUGAAUGUGUCAAUAAAAUAGUGACUAAAGGAGAA